CGGAAGAGAAGCGUGAGUCUUUUCCAGCCAUCUUGUGGCAUCUAUCAGCGAAGUGCUCGCUCAGGCCCCGUAGAAUCGGAGGAGAAUCCUGCUGAAAGGGGGCCAUCAUGCCCGGACAACUGCAAGAAGAGUUCGGCUGUGUCGUAACCAAUCGGUUCGACCAGCUAUUUGAUGAUGAAGACGAUCCGUUUGAUGUUUUGAAGCAGGCAGAAAAGAAGAAGAUGGACGCGACCGCUCCUGGUGCCGCCAAGACCGCCGCGCAGGCUACAAAGCAGCCCAAGAAGGAGUCACAGAAAGAAAAGAAAACACAAGUUUCCGAGAAGGAAGAGACACAAGCUCCCGUUCCCCUUAAGAAAGAUGGCAUGAAGAAGAUGGGCCGCCGGCCGGAGCAGCAGGGUCCAACAGGAUUCCAGCAGCAGGGAGGUCAGGGGGAGGGUCGACCACCAGCUGACAGACGGCCUGACAGGAGGCCUCCACGUGAACGACGCUUUGACAAACCCACUGAUGAAAAACCUGCUGAGGGCGGAGAAUUCUCAGUGGAGAAGUCUGUCAGUGACAGGCCGUUCCGGGGUCGUGGAGGUGCCAGAGGAGGGCGCGGAGGCCGGGGCAGAGGUGUUGGCAGGACUGACGGCUUUGACUCGCGCGGCAAACGCGAAUUUGACCGACACAGUGGCAGCGACCGAUCCAGCCUGAAAGCAGAGGAAAAACGUGGAGGGAGUGGAUCUCAUAACUGGGGGACUGUUAAGGAUGAGUUGAGUGAGCUUGACCAGUCAAAUGUCACUGAGGACACCCCUGAAGGAGAGGAGCACCCACCUAAUGACUCAGAGAACAAGGAGAAUGAGGUUGAGGACGCUAAAGAAGAAGGUCCUAAGGAGAUGACUCUGGAUGAAUGGAAAGCCCAGCAGGAUAAAGAGAGAGCCAAAGUAGAAUUCAACAUUCGUAAGGCCAACGAAGGAGCUGAUUGGAACAAAGGAUACGUUCUGCACAAGUCUAAGGCUGAGGAUUCCUCUGCUGAUGAUGCCUCUGGAGAUCACCAAUCCCGCAAGCCUGCGAAUGACAUUACAUCCCAGCUGGAGAUUAAUUUUGGUGACCUGGGUCGCCCAGGACGUGGUCGUGGAGGACCCCGAGGUGGAAGGGGAGGCCGUGGGGCCACUGCUACCAGGCCACCUCGCGAACGCAGGCCAGACAAGGCCGGUGGAGUGUCUGUCCCUAAUGUGGACGACCCAGAGGCUUUCCCAGCCCUGGCUUAAGCUGCCCAGACAGCGCUCCGCUCACCCAGGAGGAUAACUCCUCAACGGGUUCCUGUCUACGAGGCUUGCAUGCAAACGGAUCCGUCAGCAGAUGAAAUGAUGGAAGACCGUCAUCAUGCCAUUCACCCCUGAGGACUGAUUUUACUUGUUUUAGAAAAAAAAGGUGGAAAAAUAAAAAACCAAAAAAAAAAAAAACAAA
Carassius carassius (crucian carp) is the source of this 1449-nucleotide messenger RNA. RefSeq names its product SERPINE1 mRNA-binding protein 1-like. Bases 108 to 1250 code for a protein of 380 amino acids. The record is from RefSeq and is a predicted model, not a curated record. NCBI's taxonomy places the organism in Eukaryota, Metazoa, Chordata, Actinopteri, Cypriniformes, Cyprinidae. Gene Ontology annotation, cellular component: nucleus; cytoplasm. The transcript is spliced from 8 exons. Gene Ontology annotation, molecular function: mRNA 3'-UTR binding.